UAACUAGUAACUAAACAGGUCGAACAGAUCAAAGAGCAGGAGAAUAUAGAGUAGAUGAUUUGUUUCUUUGCUUCUAUUAAGAGUUAGAGAUAUUAGGUGCAUGAAUAUUUCAUUUUUACUGUAGAAUAGGAAAUAUUCACUAAAGCAAGACCAAUGUCAAACAGCCCAGCUAAAAUCUCCAAAUCUACAUCAGCCAAAGGCUGUGGAGAGGAGCCAGGUCGCCAUUACUUGGAACAGUCAUCCGGAAGGAUCGGUCAUCGACUAGGAGACAAAAGACCCACAGCAUAGCAAGCAGACAUGAAUUAUGCACGUUUUCUGUCAGUAGUGAGUGCGGCCAGACAGCCCUCACCUAUCAGAUCCAUGACUGACUUACUGAUGAGGUCUCCACCGUCAGUCAUAUCACUUGCAGGCGGAGUUCCAAAUCCAGAAACAUUUCCAUUUAAAUCAGCAACUGUGACACUGAAUGAUUCUACAAGUAUUGAGAUAGGAGGCAGUCUAAUGAAGAAAGCUCUGCAGUACUCCUCAACACCUGGUGUUCCUGAAUUAAUUUCCUGGUUGAAAGAAUUGCAGAAAAGCCUACACAAUCCACCAACGCUUACAUACAGCCCUGCCAAAGGACAAAUGGAGCUCUGUGUUACAACUGGCAGCCAGGAAGGAUUAUCUAAAGUAUUUGAAAUGCUUGUAAACCCAGAAGACAAUGUUUUGUUGGAUGCCCCAACCUAUUCUGGGACUCUAGCAGCUGUGAAACCCAUGGGGUGCAAUCUCAUUGGUGUUCCUACCGAUCAACAUGGUAUUAUCCCACAGGCUCUUAGAGAUAUUCUUUCCAGAUGGCAUCCAGGGAGACCUGAAAAGAAUCCCCCCAAAAUCCUUUACACGAUUCCAAAUGGGGGUAAUCCCACUGGAGCCUCACUUACCACUGACCGUAAAAGAGAAAUCUACCAGCUCGCACGAGAAUACGAUUUAAUUAUUGUGGAGGAUGAUCCCUAUUACUUUCUUCAGUUCAAUAAGCCUUGGGCACCUUCUUUUCUUUCAAUGGAUGUUGAUGGCCGGGUUAUUAGAGCUGACUCCAUGUCAAAGAUUCUUUCUUCAGGACUAAGGAUUGGCUUUUUAACAGGCCCUAAACCACUUAUAGACAGGAUAAUACUACACAUGCAGGUGUCAACACUACAUACAAGUGCUUUUACCCAGGUCAUGAUAUUACAGCUGCUUCAAAAGUGGGGUUUAGAAGGCUUCCUGAAACACAUUGAUAGUGUAAUAGAGUUCUACAGGACACAGCGAGAUGCCAUGCUGGCUUCUGCGGAUAAGUGGCUAACAGGUUUGGCUGAGUGGCACAGUCCGGCGGCUGGAAUGUUCCUGUGGAUCAAGAUAGAAGGAGUGCAAGAUACACAUCAGAUGAUCAUGUCAAAAGCAAUAAGCAAAGAGGUUCUUCUAGUCCCUGGCUCAGCUUUUAAUAUUGCAAGUUCAGAGGCCAGUUGUUAUGUGAGAGCGUCUUUCUCCUUGUCUACUCCAGAGCAGAUAGACCAGGGAUUACAGAGACUGGCAUCACUUAUCACUGAAGAAAGAAAAUGAAGAAAUGAUCAUAGAUUUUUCUACAGGAUAUCACAGACUCUCAGUAUAUUACACAAAGAAAAUAGGUGCUAGAAUAAUUACUCUCUUGUGCAUAAAAUGAUGGAAUCCCUAAUCUACAGAACCCGCUGCAUUGGCGCACCAGUGUUGAACAACUUUUGGAACAAUUGGGCAGAUGUAUUAAGCCUGGAGAAGUGAUAAAGU
Molecule: messenger RNA, 1770 nt
Organism: Pseudophryne corroboree (corroboree frog)
Lineage: Eukaryota; Metazoa; Chordata; Amphibia; Anura; Myobatrachidae
Gene: AADAT
Product: aminoadipate aminotransferase
Exons: 15
Coding region: 298-1569 (423 amino acids)
Biological process (GO): biosynthetic process
Molecular function (GO): L-kynurenine:2-oxoglutarate transaminase activity; pyridoxal phosphate binding
Source: RefSeq, a predicted model, not a curated record